Phycodurus eques (leafy seadragon) is the source of this 1070-nucleotide messenger RNA. It is a transcript of the gene tmem101, whose product is annotated as transmembrane protein 101. The record is from RefSeq and is a predicted model, not a curated record. Gene Ontology annotation, biological process: positive regulation of canonical NF-kappaB signal transduction. Lineage: Eukaryota; Metazoa; Chordata; Actinopteri; Syngnathiformes; Syngnathidae.
AUCAUGGCGGCGCCGAGUAGGAAGCAGCUGUUGAGGUUUCUCAGCCAGUUGGGCGCCUUUAUUUUGACCCGCUUUGGAUUUUGGAACUGCUUCUGUAUGUUAAUGCUGUUUGCUGAACGAGCCGACUCCAAAAGGAAGCCAGACAUCCACGUGCCGUACCUGUACGUGGACAUGGGGGCGGCAGUACUGUGCGCCAGCUUCAUGUCGUUCGGGGUGAAGAGGCGUUGGUUCGCAAUGGCCGCCGCCGUCCAGCUGACAGUCAGCACGUACGUGUCGUACGUUGGCGAGCAGGUGCACUACGGCGACUGGCUCAAGGUGCGCAUGUAUUCCCGAGCGCUCGCCAUCGUCGGGGGCUUCCUGGUUCUGGCCAGCGGGGCAGGCGAGGUGUACCGGCAGAAAGCACGCAGCAGGUCCCUGCAGUCCACGGGUCAAAUCUUCCUGGGGGUCUACCUCAUCUGUGUGGUGUACUCGCUGCAGCACAGCAAGGAGGACCGUCUGGCCUACUUGAACCACCUGCCAGGCGGCGAGGUGGUCCUGGUCUUGCUGGCGGUGGCGUUGGGCGCGCUGGCUGUGGCCUUCCUGUCAGGCCGCUACGUGCGCACGGCGGCGCAGGUCCUCGCCACGGCCCUGCCGCUGGUCGUGCUGCUCAUCGACGGCAACCUGGGCUACUGGCACCACACGCGCAAGGUCGAGUUCUGGAACCAGAUGAAGCUCAUCGGGCACAACGUGGGAAUCUUCGGCGCCGCCCUCAUCCUAGCAACGGACGCUUGAAGGAUCACCCACAGGACUAAAAACAGUGAACACGCCAAUCCUGAAACUUUUUGGUACUGUUAAAUGUCUUUGGGCUUAAAUUAGUCUGAAAGUUCUCCAACUUAAUUGAUGCUAGAAAACAGCAGUGUAUUAUUUAACGCUUUUGAUGUAAAUAUGUCCUUUUAUACAAUUGCAUUGUUAUUUUUGUCAUUAAAAUGAGAUUAUGCAAAUUCACUUUGUGUGGAGUUGUUAUAAAUGAAUCCAACCUCAAAAGGUACCAUAAUUCCAAACUUAAUUAGCCUGUUACAUCGCAGGUCAAA